AAUGUCUGUAUCACAACCGUCGCUUUGGCCGAGUGGUUAAGGCGUGUGCCUGCUAAGUACAUGGGGUUUCCCCGCGAGAGUUCGAAUCUCUCAGGCGACGUGUUUUUUUUCCUUUCGUUGUUUUAAUAACUUUUUUGGUUAAGCCUCCAUUCUGUUGUCUGACAGUCUCUCACUUGCCAAAAGAACUGAUAAACCGACCGUAACGUCAACUAACGUGUGUUUCUUACACAAUUACUUUAAAUGCUUCAAUUACAGAGAGCAAUGGGAAUGAAGAUCAUUGCCUUAUGUGGAUCUAAAAUCAGGUUUGAGAUAAAGAUGCAUGACUCACAGAAGGUAAUUAUAGAUUUUCAUGAGAAAGCUAGUGUUAAUGCUGGAUCACAUUCAUGCACAAUCACAACUUGAUAUCAAUAAACCAAGUCAUGAAACAAAUUGUACAAAUUAGCGAAAGCUCAAACAGAGCUUCCAGAAACCACAUGGGGAAAACAAAAACAUAAGAAAAGAACUAAAGACUUACGGUUACGGCAUAGAUUCAAACACAAAUCUUCCCCAUUUUACUAACACAGAAUCUGUUUCCCAAUCCCAAACUCUGAAACAGCAAACUGUGCAAAUGACAGAAGAACUAUGCGGCAGUCUCAUAAAUAAGAAACAGAUCCUCCGCAAGCCCAUGCUGCAGUCAGCGAAUGCAACCGACUGUAGAACUCAGUGAAGUCAAGCCGGAAGAAGAGGAACUUGAGAUCUACAGUUUGUUGGAGAGGCAGAAGAGACAGGAACGCAUCUAGCGAGGUUGUGUAUUCCUUUGCAAUACCGUCCAUAUCUUGACUCAUGCUACGUGGGCUUAGUUAAGGCCCAAUAGUUUGUUGAGAAUAUAUACUAAGCUCACGGAGUAUAAACACCUUUCUUGGGAACCAAGAUACCUAAAAGUGUGCCGUCUCUCGAAGCCCUUGCCAAACCUAUCUUCUCAACUUGUCUACAAUGGAGAGAUCCGCGAUCAAAGGGAUGAGUCUGCUGACAUUGGACGAAAGUGAUCAUACUAAGAGAACCAGACCAAAAAAGCGCGACAUAGGGAGGAUUCGCGUAAGAGGAUAUAACACUGACCUGAGAGAUCACAGAUGUUUAUAUCCGCGAAAUGAAAGAUGGUCUACACAGUUUUGGUUUUAUUUAUUUUCUUGGAGAAGGCGCAGUGGACAAGGCCUCGCAACUUAGUGGAAUUGACGUGGGAGGAUGGACCGUCAUUGCUGAGCCUUAUCCGUUAAACGAACAUGCGGGCUGUCUCCCUGCUGUAAUUGUUCAAGGUUAUGACACUCUUCUUGAUAAAGCUGAUAUCGAGAAAAUGUUGUUUGAACAUUUCUCUUCAUGUGGAGAGGUCACUAGAAUCAAUGUUCACGAAAGCAUUGGUGCAGCUGUUGUAGACCUUUAUGGAGAAGAUGCUGAAGAAAAGGUGAUGUAUCUUGAUGGGAGCAACAUGGUUGGACGCAAAAUAAGUGUUAAGCUUUAUACUGUGCCGACUGUUUACAGUGUCCACCCUCGUCCUCGUCGUAACCGUACUUAUUAUCCAGGUUAACAAGGCUAGGAUGACUUCUAAAGAGUAGAAAAGCUCUCUCUGAUCUACUGUGAGAAGACAGACAAGCUCCACGUUGUUUGUAUCUUUGUGAAAUAAAUGCAACCUUUUUACUCUAUUCCCUUUUAUAUGCUUUUUUGUGUUCUGGAUUUUAAAAUAUACUCUAAUGCUUUCAUUGUAACUCUUUUAAGUAGUGUGUUUUAUGCUUCGACCUUUACAGUAGAAGCUCCAUAAUCAU
Molecule: messenger RNA, 1796 nt
Organism: Raphanus sativus (radish)
Lineage: Eukaryota; Viridiplantae; Streptophyta; Magnoliopsida; Brassicales; Brassicaceae
Product: nucleolin 1-like
Exons: 8
Coding region: 1127-1561 (144 amino acids)
Molecular function (GO): nucleic acid binding
Source: RefSeq, a predicted model, not a curated record